This is a messenger RNA of Rubroshorea leprosula, 1941 nucleotides long. Lineage: Eukaryota; Viridiplantae; Streptophyta; Magnoliopsida; Malvales; Dipterocarpaceae. The record is from the annotation of a GenBank genome assembly.
AAUCCGAUCACCGUCGUUUCUACAAACACCGACGAUUAGGGAGCAGCUACUGACUGAAGAUUGAAGAAGAUGGCGAAUAGCUCAUUACCAGAUUCGGUAAGCUUCAGACUUGGGCAGCGAGUCCAUGCAGCCAACGAUCCGCGCCGGAUCGGUACGGUCAAGUACAUAGGUGAAGUGGAGGGGUACUCGGGCACACGGGUUGGAGUGGACUGGGACAACCACAGAGAUGGCAAGCACGACGGUUCCAUCAAUGGCGUCCGAUACUUCCAUGGCCGAUCCGAACUGUCCGGUUCAUUCAUCCGGCCUCACAAUUUGAGUCCCGGCAUCUCGCUGCUUCAAGCUCUCAAGCUCAGAUACGAAAGCCAUUCUACAGAAGAAGAAGAGGAUGAAAUGUAUGUAUUUUCUGCUACCAAUAAACGUGUAUCUGUUGAACUUGUUGGUAAAGAAAAAAUUCAGGACAAGUUAAGUCGAUUUGAAGAAUUAACAAGUGCUUCGCUAUCUUAUUUGGGUGUGAGCAAUCCUGGAGCACCAGGUGAAAUCAGUAGCGUGGUGCCAAAUCUAAAGGAGCUUGACUUGACAGGAAAUUUGAUUUCAGAAUGGAAGGAUAUUGGUACCAUCUGUGAACAGUUACUGUCACUUCUAGCGCUCAAUUUAUCCAAUAACUUGAUGAUGCAGAACAUUACUGGGUUGCCACAGCUAAAAGGCAUCUGUGUUUUGGUUCUGAACAAUUCAAGCAUAAAUUGGUCUCAGGUUGAAAUUCUUGAACAUUCAUUGCCAGCAAUUCAAGAGUUACACCUGAUGGGGAAUCUCAUAAGCACAAUACAGCUAGCAUCAUCAUCCACUGUUCAAGGAUUUGAUUCUCUGCGGCUUCUGAAUUUGGAAGAUAAUUGCAUAGCUGAUUGGAAUGAAAUCUUAAAGCUUUCACAGCUGAAAAGUUUGGAGCAGCUUUACUUGAACAAGAACAAAUUGGCCAACAUCUUUUACUCUGAUAAUGAUAAGAUACAUGAAAAGACCUAUGUGCCAUUUCAAAAUUUGCGGUGCCUUCUUUUGGGAAGUAACAAUAUUGUGGAUCUGGCUUCAAUUGACUCUCUGAAUUCAUUUCCUAAAUUGAUUGAUGUUAGGCUUUUUGAUAAUCCAAUAGCUGAUCCUGCAAGAGGUGGUAUCCCAAGAUUUGUUUUGAUUGCACGGCUAGCAAAAGUUGAAAUGUUAAAUAGUAGUGAGAUAAGUGCUCGUGAAAGGAAGGAAUCUGAGAUCCGGUAUGUCCGCUUGGUAAUGUCAAAGUUGGAUGAUAAUCCAGAAGAAAUUAAGCAGCUGCAUCCGAGGUUCUCUGAGCUGAAGAAAUUUCAUGGGAUUGAGGACGAAAGGCCAUCAGUUGGGACAGCAGGACCACAGAAAAUGGCCUCGGGACUGUUGUCAAUCACUCUGAAGUGCGUUGGUCCUUCCAUUGGUGAGAAGCCUCCAUUGACAAAGAAAAUCCCAGCCACUACCACGGUUGCCAAGUUAAAAAUUCUUUGUGAAGGUCUAUUCAAGCUCAAAUCUAUAAAGUUGAAAUUAUUUCUUCAAGAAGAGGGUUCUCCUCUGCCGAUGUUGCUUGAUGAUGAAAUGGCAUCUCUUAUGGAAAUCGGGAUUGGUAAUGAGUCGACUAUUCUUGUGGAUGAAGAGAGUUGAGGGAAACAUUAUACAGAAUCCAUUAAGAUCACUGCAUAAUCAAUUUAGGGAUACAACGAAAUGUGCCAUGGAAAGAAGACAUACCAGGGCCAUGCUGUUUUCUUCCCUGGUUGCUUGGGUUUUGCAUUUGACGUUUUUACGGGAUGAUCCGAGAUAAAGAUCAGUUAAUUUCCUUACUACCACUCAAUUUUUUUUUUUUGGUUGACUCCUGAUCCUUUGUAUUUUGGAGACAUACAGAAAAAUUAGUUUGAGGAAGAAACUGGCGCAUAUUUU